GUGCGAAUCUGGCAUCUUGCGGCGAGGACAAGACGAUCAUAAUAUGGGGACUGGAGGGAUUCAAGUGGGUCACAAAAAUGAUCCUUACCGAAGGACAUUCCAGAACGAUUCGAGAAUUGGCCUGGUCUCCCUGUGGGCUGUGUAUAAAUGCUGAAGCGUUUGUGCAACGUGGGGUUAUCUUACGAGAAUUUUUACUUUCCAUAUAAAUAUAUUAAACAGUAUAAAACGAUACGUACGAUGAGUCGAACUACAGGAAAUAAAGUUGGCGUAUCCUUAAAUGAUGUUGUGAGUGCAAUGAACAAAUUUGCGGACACAUCGCUUGCAGCUUCCUGGGACAAUGUUGGAUUACUGAUCGAACCUGCAGAACCGAAAAUUGUGUCACAUAUUUUAUUGACGAAUGAUUUAACCGAAGAUGUUAUGGAUGAAGCCAUUAAAUUAAGGACCGAUGUAAUCGUCACGUAUCACCCGUUAAUAUUUUCCCCAUUGAAAUCUAUUACAUCUAAAUAUUGGAAGGGACGAAUAAUAGCAAGAUGCCUAGAAAACAAAAUUGCUGUUUUUUCUCCGCACAGCAGUUUUGAUUCUGUAACGGGCGGUGUAAAUGAUUGGCUAGCAGAAGCGUUUGAACUUGAGACAAGUAAGCCGAUUCAACCAAAUGAGAAUAAUGCGGCUUAUGGAUUGGGAAGAUUGUGCAUCUUGAAGAACCGGAUAUCUGUUGAUGAAGCGGUAAAUUUAGUAAAGCAGCGAACUAAUCUAAAGCACGUAAGAUUAGCUCGUGCGCGUGGUACAGAUGGAUACAUUAGUACCAUUGCACUAUGUGCUGGAGCGGGUGUGUCGGUAUUGAAAGGAAUAUCUGCAGAUUUGUAUCUUACAGGAGAAAUGUUGCAUCACGACGUAUUAGAUGCCGUACAUCAGGGAAGUCAUGUCAUACUAACAAAUCAUUCUGAUUCAGAACGCGGUUUUUUGACGAUAUUUGCUUCGAUAUUAGAAUGCAGUUUAGAAAACGUCGAAGUGUGCGUCUCUAAAAGUGAUAAGGAUCCACUGCAAACCGUGUAAGCUGUUAUAAAAGAAUAAUUAUUAUAUUUUUUAUAUAUUACACCAUUUGAUUUGAAUUUGAAUAUUUUAUUGGAUGGUAGAGGGAAACUUUGAGAUUGAAAAUAAAGGUCAUUCUUUUUGUCUUUA
This is a messenger RNA of Monomorium pharaonis (pharaoh ant), 1179 nucleotides long. RefSeq names its product NIF3-like protein 1. NCBI's taxonomy places the organism in Eukaryota, Metazoa, Arthropoda, Insecta, Hymenoptera, Formicidae. The coding region runs from base 148 to 1053 and encodes 301 amino acids. Gene Ontology annotation, cellular component: mitochondrion; cytoplasm. The transcript is spliced from 5 exons. The record is from RefSeq and is a predicted model, not a curated record.